GUCAAAAAGAUUUAAUGGCUAACGUAGAUUUGACGUUUAGUCUUUCGCUCUUGCUAAAGAAAUGUUGAAUUUAAAACAUUUUAUGUUUUUAUUUAGUUUUCUGAAUAAAAUUUGACGGAAAUAGUUAUAAACUUUACAUAGAAAGUAUGUGGUGGUUGGAUUGAUUCUAAAUCUCAUGGUGGAGCAUUCAUGAAGUUUCGGGCAAACGCAUUUUGUGUUAAAUUUUAAUAAUUAUUAUACGAAUUGUAUCGUCAUAAGAGGCUAAAAUUGAAUAUUUAUUGUCUCAAUAAAUAUUAAUAUAAUUUAAUGUAAAAGCAAAAUGUCAAAAUGACUUAUUGGCGCGUAUAUUUUUUGUGUGUUUCGAAGUGUUUCUAGUUUUUAACUAAAAUGGUUACGAUGAACUCUUCUGAGAAGGCGGCACAGAAGGCUUGUCAGCAAGGCCCAUCCAGGGAUAAUUCGAAAUAUGUCAAAGAGGAAAAGGAGAAAGAAAAGGAUAGAGACAAAAAAGAUGCAACAAAUCUACCGAAAGGAGUUCAAGCUCUGAUGUCAACAAUCCCGUCACCCGAGGAGUCUCCCAACUAUCUCAUAUAUAAGAAGAUGGAAGCCAUAAUUGAGAAGAUGCAGGACGAGAACACCGGAGUGCCGGUGAGGACUGUGAAGAGUUUCAUGACCAAGAUACCUUCGGUGUUCACCGGUUCGGACCUGGUGGCGUGGCUGGCGCGCCACCUGAGCCUCACGGAGCCCUGGGAGGCGCCGCACCUGGCGCACCUGCUGGCCGCGCACGGCUACCUGUUCCCGAUCGACGACCACUGUCUCACCGUCAACAACGACAACACAUAUUACAGAUUUCAAACUCCGUACUUUUGGCCAUCUAACCAGUGGGAACCGGAAAAUACUGAUUAUGCUGUGUAUCUGUGCAAGCGCACGAUGCAAAACAAAGCUCGUUUAGAACUGGCGGACUACGAAGCUGAAUCACUUGCGAGACUACAGAAGAUGUUCUCCAGAAAGUGGGAGUUUAUCUUCAUGCAGGCGGAGGCUCAGAGCAAGGUGGACAAGAAGCGAGACAAACUGGAGCGGAAAGUUCUGGACAGCCAAGAGCGAGCGUUCUGGGAUGUUCAUCGACCCAUGCCAGGCUGUGUGAACACAACGGAACUGGACCCCAGAAAGCUCUCGCGCAUCAACGCUCUGAAGGAAAGACGUCUGAAGCAAGCGCAGGAGUUGAUCUUACAGAACAAUCUCAAGAACAAUCCGAUAGUGACGAUCACAAAUCCGCAGGAGAGUGAGGAGGAGAUACAGAAGAAAAAUGUCGAUGUUGUCGUCAAAGAAAAUGGAGAGAGCUCCCAACCGUCCGCGGCGGCGCCGGCGCCGGCGCUGGAGCAGCAGAUCGAGGCCGCCAGGAGGCAGCUGACUAUGCUCAGGGCGAGGAUCGAGAGACGAAACGUCAAAGUCAGCAAAGUCGCUGAGAUGUUCAUAGCGUAUUGUGAGCAAUACGCUGAAUAUGACGCGUUCCUCACUCCCCCCGAGUGGCCGAACCCAUGGAUCAGCGACACCACAGAGCUGUGGGAGCAGGAGAAGCAAUGCAAGGACCCGCUGCCGCUGCGGCGCGUGCGGCGCUGGUCGUUCGGCCUGCGGGAGCUGCUGCAGGACGCGGCGGGACGAGAUCACUUCGCCAAGUUCCUCUCCAAGGAGUUCAGCGGGGAGAAUCUCAAAUUCUGGCUGGCGGUGCAAGAGCUGAAAGCUUUACCGAUACGCCGCGUCUCAGCUCGCGCCAAGGAGAUAUGGAAGGAGUUCCUGGCCUCCGACGCUCCGUCGCCGGUCAACAUCGACGCAGCCAGUCGCGAAUUGACUAGAACCAAGGUGGAAUCGGGCGCGGCCGAUAGAUAUUGUUUUGAUCAGGCGCAGGCUCACGUGUACCACCUGAUGAAGUCGGACAGCUAUUCCCGGUACCUCCGCUCCGAAAUGUAUAAGGAUUACUUGAACGGCUCCAAGAAAAAGACCUCAGUCAAAGGCAUUCGCUCAAUCGUGUCGUUCACAGCGCGAAAGGAUACGUCAGCCAAUUGAAAACUUUACCCUCUCGUCGGGUGGCAGUCGGGUAAAAUAGGUUGUGUUAUUCGAAAGCAAAAUUAUGAAGUUGUAAGGAAUUGAAUUUUGUGGUAUGUCUCUCUUUUUUAUUUUUUAUUUUUAGUUUUUAUUUUUUUAUUGGUGAGUUUGGAGAAUAAACAUACAUAUUCGGUAUGGCAUAUAUAAGAGAAAAAAAAAACCAUUUUUUUUUUCUAUUUUCAUAUAUUCUUGUAAUAAACAUUUUGCUAAUUUUAACCGUGAUAAAGCAAAUAAUAAAAACAAAAUUAUUUUAUUUAAAUUGAUUUCUUAAAUCUUAUGUUGAUGACAACACUAUUUUUUUUUUACAGAAAAAAGCAAUAAUUUAAACAUUAUGUAAUUUAAAAAAAAAUAAAAACUUAAUUUUGAAUUAUUCUUAAGGAGGCAAAAAUUUACAUGAAAAAUACAAGUUUACUGAAUUGAAUUUAAAAAUUUCUAAAAAGUAUUAAAACAGCCAAAAAAUGUAUACUUUUAAAAAAAAAGUUACAAAUAGCAAAAAAAAUAUCGGCAUUUUAAGGCCUUUGUAUAAAUGAUUUUUAGUCAUAAUCUAGUAGAAUAUUUAUUUACAAACGCUCCAGGCCAUUUUAAACCUUAAAUUUAUCAAUAUAAAGUCCAUUUUACCUGUGUGUUAUAUCUGCCAAAUACAAUUUCUUUUUGGUAUAACGAAAUUGUAUGUAUUUAAAAAAAUAUUUUUAUUUAAAAUGUGAUUUUGUUUAAACACAAGCCAAUAGGAAAUAUGCCUGUAUUUAGUUUAUAUUCUUAAGUGAUAAUUUACAUUAAAUAAUCCAGCUUCAAAAAACAAAAACAAAAUUUUAAUCAAUAUACACAGUAAAACCAACCAAGCUGCCCGAGACAGUGGUCCAACUGCUAGGUCCAAUUAGUUGGACCACGGAUCUUUAACGGGACAGUUGUCCAACUUUGAAAAUAGUUGAACCACUAGUUAAACCACGUUGGACAACUGCCCCAACUGCGGUGGACCACUGCCCAGGAUUGAACUAUAGUAGGCUAGUAAAGUUUAAAUAUUGUAAUACUAAAGUGAAUACAGUUAAUAAAAUAUUGCAAAUAAUUUUGAACAUGCGCGCGCAUAUUCUAUAUUUACAUCAACGGUGUAAUUGCCAACAAGUCAAAUUAUAUUUGUUAUUUUUGUUUAUUAUAUAUUAAUUAGGUUUGUCUACAAUUAGUAAAACAAUACAUUUAAUGAAACAUGUAAAAUAUUUAAUCUUAUUGUACAAUCGAUUACAGGCAAUGGCAUCAUGCAUAUCUAUAUAUAUAUAAAACUCUUGCGUUACUGAGUGACUGACUGACAGACAACGCACAGCCGAAACUACUGGGCGUAGAAAGCUGAAAUCUGGUGUGUGUGGUGGCUUCCUAGGACAGUGUAGGGGAGCACUCAGAAGAGGUUCCCUGGAAUUUCCACGGGAAACUGAUUUUUACUCACAAACGAAGUUGUGGACAAAAGCUAGUUAAACAUAAAGUAGCUCUAUAUGUCACACACGCAUUUAACUUAAUUUUGAAAAUAAAUAAUAAAUUAUAUUGAUCAUGAUCAAUUUAUAAUCUCAAAACAUUGUGUUUCCAUACGUGUUUGUUUAAUUUUUUAUCCUGGCAAUUACUCUAUUGAUAAAAUUAUGAUAAAAAAAACAAUUAAUAACCAAAGCUUAUUUAGAGGUCACUAUCGGAGGGAAUUAAAAA
Messenger RNA from Plodia interpunctella (Indianmeal moth), 3786 nucleotides. RefSeq names its product Regulator of G-protein signaling 7 (gene RSG7). The record is from RefSeq and is a predicted model, not a curated record. NCBI's taxonomy places the organism in Eukaryota, Metazoa, Arthropoda, Insecta, Lepidoptera, Pyralidae. Gene Ontology annotation, molecular function: GTPase activator activity. Gene Ontology annotation, cellular component: cytoplasm; neuron projection. Gene Ontology annotation, biological process: positive regulation of GTPase activity; G protein-coupled receptor signaling pathway; regulation of G protein-coupled receptor signaling pathway. The coding region runs from base 388 to 2061 and encodes 557 amino acids. The transcript has 17 exons.